UGGGAGGAGGAGGAGGAGGAGGAGGAGAAGGACGGCGGGUCGAGCGGCGCCGUCAACUGAAUUCGGGGCUCCCGUCGCCGCUGUCACCGCGCGCGCAGGAUGGCGGCUGCCGUGGCUGGGUUUCGUGCUUCUUACCACCGUUUCUUAGACAAGAUCGAGCUUAAGUUGCCACCCCGGCUGCGUCCUUUCUAUAACCACCCUGCAGGUCCCAAAACAGUCUUUUUUUGGGCACCUGUUAUGAAAUGGGGUUUGGUAUGUGCUGGAAUGGCUGAUAUGACUAGGCCUGCUGAAAAACUCAGCACUUCACAAUCUGCCGUCCUAACGGCUACAGGCCUUAUCUGGUCAAGGUAUUCUCUAGUAAUUAUUCCUAAAAACUGGGGCCUGUUUACUGUUAAUUUCUUUCUUGGCUGUGCUGGUGGCUCUCAGCUGUACCGCAUAUGGAGGUAUAACCAAGAGUUAAAAGCCAAGGAACUGGAAAAGCAGCAGUAGAAAUUCUACUUAAUUUCUUCUAAUCUCAACAUAAACUACUUCCUAAGGGACCUAGUUUUAAUCCUGUUCAGUUGCCUAGUGUGACUUUUUACUAAAAGUGGUAGAGCAUGCUUUUCUAUAAAGUUAGAAAGCAACCUCUUUGCAUUUAAAUAAACUCUUUAAUAAGU
This is a messenger RNA of Protobothrops mucrosquamatus (brown spotted pit viper), 656 nucleotides long. It is a transcript of the gene MPC2, whose product is annotated as mitochondrial pyruvate carrier 2. NCBI's taxonomy places the organism in Eukaryota, Metazoa, Chordata, Lepidosauria, Squamata, Viperidae. Gene Ontology annotation, biological process: pyruvate import into mitochondria. The transcript has 5 exons. Gene Ontology annotation, molecular function: pyruvate transmembrane transporter activity. Gene Ontology annotation, cellular component: mitochondrial inner membrane. The record is from RefSeq and is a predicted model, not a curated record. Bases 100 to 489 code for a protein of 129 amino acids.